This is a messenger RNA of Lepus europaeus (European hare), 747 nucleotides long. It is a transcript of the gene CRISP1, whose product is annotated as cysteine rich secretory protein 1. NCBI's taxonomy places the organism in Eukaryota, Metazoa, Chordata, Mammalia, Lagomorpha, Leporidae. The coding region runs from base 1 to 747 and encodes 248 amino acids. Gene Ontology annotation, biological process: binding of sperm to zona pellucida. The record is from RefSeq and is a predicted model, not a curated record. Gene Ontology annotation, cellular component: extracellular region. The transcript is spliced from 7 exons.
AUGGCAAUGAAAUACAUCCUGUUUUUGGCUGCUGCUUCUGGGUUCCUGCCUGUUUUGACUUUAAGAUACAAAGCAGCUAGAGCCCGAUUUAAAAGCCUUUUGACUGAAUCACCAAUUAUCCAAGAACAGAUCGUGAAUCUGCACAACAAGAUAAGGAGAGAAGUAGUUCCUUCAGCCAGCAACAUGGUGAAGAUGAGUUGGGGUGAAGAGCCUGCAAAAAAUGCCAGAACUGUGUCUAAGUAUUGUGAUACUGUAGAAAGUGAUGUGGUUGACAGGAGACUUGCAAAUACCUUUUGUGGAGAAAAUAUUCAUCUGGCACCUUUUCCUUACUCAUGGUCCCACGUAAUUGAAAUCUGGUACAAUGAGUCUAAAAAUUUCAAAUAUGGAGAAUAUAUAUCACAAGAUGAAGUAGUAACUCGGCAUUACACUCAGCUUGUUUGGGCCACUUCUUACCUCAUUGGCUGUGGUGUUGCAGUGUGCCGACAACAAAGGAUAUAUCACUAUCUCUACAUCUGUCACUAUUGCCAUGAGGGAAACGAUCCUGAGACAAUUUAUUUGCCUUAUAAGGAGGGCCCCCCUUGUGGAGACUGUCCAAAUCACUGUGAUGAUAAACUUUGUACUAACCCAUGUCUCUUCUUUGAUGAACGCACCAACUGUGAGACACAAAUAAAGUAUCUUGGAUGCAGCCACCCAUCAGUUCAAUUAUUCUGCAAAGCUUCUUGUAACUGUGACACUGAGAUAAAAUAA